AUGACCAUCGCAUGCUUUCUCUCUGGUGCUGCCAUUUUUACUGUUGGGGGCCACCUUUCUUACCUCAAUGCUGCACCACAACAAGCUCGAAUCAAAGCUCGCAAGGAUUUGGUCUUGGAGACGUUGAAAAGGAAGUAUGGUUACAUUCCCCCACAGGAAGCCCGAAGAAUGGCUCGCAAUGAUUUGGUCAAAGAGACAUUUAGUAACAUUGGGUUUAAAAAACACAGGAGUGAGGACUCACACUUGCUAGAAGAAGCCUUGGUAGUUGUUGGCAUAGAGAACAUGGAUUCUUCAAGCAUUAUGUCCUCACUCUUAAGAGCACUCACGGUUCUCCUUUUCCCUAUGUUUCUAACCAGAAAUGAACAUUAUUUUGAGCUUGAACUGUUAGAAAAUUAUAUGGAAAUGGAGAUUCAAGAACAAAGGGAGCAAAAUGAACCUCAUGAAGAUGAACCGGCUGGCCAAAAUACAACGAAGGACAAUGUCCAUAAAUGGUUUGAGCAAGAAAUUGAUUCGAAUGUUAAGUGGUGCUUGGCUUUAAACAGAGUGGUGUUUCAAGGGGCAAGUGAGUUCCAAAAUCUAAUUGUUCUUGCUACAAAGCGUUUCGGACAGGCUCUCGUGAUUGAUGGGCAUUUGCAAAACACAGAAAUGGACGAAUAUAUUUACCAUGAAAGCUUGGUCCAUCCUGCUUUGUUAAUGCAUAAUGAACCCAAAACUGUAUUUAUCAUGGGGGGAGGUGGAGGAUCUGCAGCUAGAGAGGUACUCAAGCACAACGACAUUAAGAAAGUGAUAAUAUGUGAUAUCGAUAGUGAAAUUGCCAAUUGGAGCCGCCGGUAUAUGACGUCAAACCAUGAGGCAUUGAAUGACGAGAGGCUUCGAACUGUUUACAAUGAUGCAAAGGAUGAACUGGAGAAGUCUGAAGAGAGGUUUGAUGUGAUAGUUGGAGAUCUUCCUGACCCAAAUGAAUCAAAGCCUUGCAAUAGCCUCUACACAAAAUCCUUUUAUGGGAAUGUUGUCAAACCAAAGCUCAAGGAGAAUGGUAUCUUUGUCACUCAAGCUGGUCCUGCGGGGAUUCUUACACACAAGGCUGUAUUCUCUCCAAUAUACAACACCAUAAAGCAAGUUUUCUCUUAUGUGAUUGCAUACACAGCUUUGGUGCCAUCCUAUGGAGAUUCGUAUGGAUGGAUCAUGGCUUCAGAUGAACCAAUGAAUCUUGACGCCGAGCAACUCAACAAUAGGAUUGGUGAAAGAAUAAGGGGGGAGUUAAGCUAUCUCGAUGGCCCUCUCAUUGUUGCACAGACAGUCCUAAACAAGACCUUGAAAAAUUCACUUAAGGAAGAGACUCGGAUCUUAACUGAAGAAAAUGAGAAUGUGGGAUUUAUGCGUCAACGUGGAGUUCGCAGCGAGGCUUAG
Abrus precatorius (Indian licorice) is the source of this 1410-nucleotide messenger RNA. RefSeq names its product thermospermine synthase ACAULIS5-like. Lineage: Eukaryota; Viridiplantae; Streptophyta; Magnoliopsida; Fabales; Fabaceae. Bases 1 to 1410 code for a protein of 469 amino acids. Gene Ontology annotation, biological process: polyamine biosynthetic process. The record is from RefSeq and is a predicted model, not a curated record. The transcript is spliced from 11 exons. Gene Ontology annotation, molecular function: thermospermine synthase activity.